ACGUAAAAGACUUGGUAACGUGAGCGGAGAUCCCGAUUACGAUGAACUCUACGGAACAAUCUCUUCUUCAUGCGAAUUCUGAGAAAUCCGCCGUGGAGAAGGAGCCUGAGGCUUUCCGAAAGGCCUUGGCUAUCAUUCUCAAGGAGCGUUCUUUCUCCUAUCCAUCUUUCGAUAUUUACAAAGGCGUCACCGGACUUUUAGAUUACGGUCCUAGUGGUCGCCUUGUUGAGCUUAACGUGCUUAGCCUCUGGCGUAAGUAUUUCGUUAAUGAGGAGGACAUGCUUGAAGUCGGUUGUACAGCCUUGACACCAGAGAUCGUUUUCAAUGCAUCUGGGCAUGUUAAAAAGUUCACUGAUCUUAUGGUCAAGGAUGUGAUCAAUGGGAAAAAUCACCGUGCCGACCACUUGGUCAAAGGUUAUUGUGAAAGGCUAAAGAAAGAUGUCACCAUCUCUGCUGAGAAAGCUGCUGAAUUGGAUAAUCUCCUCUCUGUUGUGGAAAAUCUUUCUGCUGAAGAGCUUGGUGCCAAGAUACAGGAGUACGGUAUCACUGCUCCUGACACUAACAAUCCACUUUCUCAUCCUCCUCGCCCGUUCAACUUAAUGUUUCAAACAUCCAUUGGCUCAUCUGGUUCAACUAACGGUUACCUGCGUCCUGAAACUGCUCAAGGCAUUUUUGUGAACUUUAAUGAAUACUAUAAAGACAGUGGGGAAAAACUUCCUUUUGCCGUGGCUCAAGUUGGUCGAGUCUUUAGGAAUGAGAUAUCCCCUCGUCAAGGGCCUAUAAGAGCUCGUGAAUUCUUGCUGGCAGAAAUUGAGCACUUUGUUGAUCCUGAAAACAAGUCGCAUCCCAAAUUCCCCGAUGUAGAAUCAUUGGAAUUCCUUAUGUUUCCAAGAGAAGAGCAAGAAAAGUCCGGCCAAUCUGCGAAAAAACUAUGCCUUGGCGAAGCUGUUGCUAAGGGCACUGUGAACAGUGAAACUCUAGGAUACUUCAUUGGGAGAGUGUAUCUUUUCCUUGUUUGUCUUGGCAUAGACAAGGAACGGCUGCGUUUCCGCCAGCACAAAGCAAAUGAAAUGGCCCACUAUGCAGCAGAUUGUUGGGAUGCUGAAAUUGAGUGUUCAUAUGGCUGGAUUGAGUGUGUUGGAAUUGCAGAUAGGUCUGCUUACGACUUACUUGCUCACUCCAGAAUAAGUAAGGUUGCUCUUAAGGCUGAAGCGAAAUUGGCAGAGCCUAUACAAGUAGAGGAACUUGUUAUUACCCCUGUAAUGAGAGAAAUGGGUCUUGCAUUUAAGGGAGAUCAAAAAAAUGUGGUUGAAGCUUUGCAGGCGCUCAAUGAGGAAGAAGCCAUGAAGAUGAAGGGGACUCUGGAAUCCAAAGGGGAAGUGGAGUUUGAAGUGUGUACCCUCGGGAAAAAAGUGACCAUCAAUAAGGACAUGGUGUCAAUCUUAAAAAAGAGGACAUUAGUGUCCACGCGGGUUUUCACUCCGUCAGUGGUUGAACCAUCGUUUGGGAUUGGUCGGAUCAUGUAUUGUAUGUACGAGCAUUGUAUCAGCACAAGGCCAAGCAAGGCAGGGGAUCAACAACUGAACGUGUUCCGUUUCCCCCCUCUUGUAGCACCCAUCAAGUGCACGGUUUUCCCUCUUGUGCAGAACCAACAAUUCGAGGAAGCAACCAAACUCAUUUCCAAACAACUCAAAUCUGAUGGCAUCAAACACAAGAUUGACGUCUCUGGUAAAUCGAUAGGAAAGAAAUAUGCAAGAGCUGAUGAGCUUGGUGUGCCAUUUGCAAUAACAGUGGAUUCAGAGACAUCAGUCACAAUAAGGGAAAGAGAUAGCAGAGACCAAGUCCGAGUCAGCUUGAAAGAGGCAGCUUCCGUCGUAACCUCCAUGGCUGAGGGGAAGAAGACGUGGCAAGACGUCUGUGCAAGAUUGAAUGGUUAGGGGUUGUGUUUACAGAUAUUAAGCUGUGUAUAAAAUCAUGCUUUGCCUAAAGUUGUUUUAAGAUAAUACAUAUAAUACUAAUAUAUAUACAUUAUAAUUUUGUUACAAGAAAAAAUGUUUUCUGCAUAAAACAAUCUAAUAAGUAUCACAAUAAUCAUGUUGA
Molecule: messenger RNA, 2100 nt
Organism: Capsella rubella
Lineage: Eukaryota; Viridiplantae; Streptophyta; Magnoliopsida; Brassicales; Brassicaceae
Product: glycine--tRNA ligase, mitochondrial 1
Exons: 9
Coding region: 42-1937 (631 amino acids)
Biological process (GO): mitochondrial glycyl-tRNA aminoacylation
Cellular component (GO): cytoplasm; mitochondrion
Molecular function (GO): glycine-tRNA ligase activity; ATP binding
Source: RefSeq, a predicted model, not a curated record